This is a messenger RNA of Rubroshorea leprosula, 989 nucleotides long. The record is from the annotation of a GenBank genome assembly. Lineage: Eukaryota; Viridiplantae; Streptophyta; Magnoliopsida; Malvales; Dipterocarpaceae.
ACAUUUUCUUCUGCAAUCUAUAUAUUUUAGGUAAUUACUGAUGAAUUCAUUAAUAUCCAUGAGCGUAUCAAAGGUUUAUCCAACGGUCCAAAAAAUUAUGUUUCUUGCUAUAAUGGAUAUAUUGUCAAUGGAUUCUGAUUUCACACUGCCCUCUAUGUUAGAAAUAAGUGAACAAUGAAUUAUGGUGUCUGUGUUGUCGGAUCUAUUAGUACUAAAUCAAAUUAUGAUUUUUAUGGUUUGCUUCAAGAAAUAAUUCAGAUUGGGUAUUAUGGAUCGAUCCAUCAACAGGCAGUUGUUUUAUUCAAAUGUGAUUGGUACGAGAUUCCUCUUGCUCAAAGGGUUCAAGUGAAUCAAAAACAUCGAUUGGUUGACAUUAAUCCUAGAAGAUACCUUCGAUCUUAUGAGCCUUUCAUUCUUUCUAGUCAGGCAAGGCAAGUUUAUUACACACCAUACCCAUCUAUUAAUCAUGAAAGAAGGGGAUGGAUUGCUGCACUUAAAAUUAAAGCUAGGAGUAUCAUUGAGGCUCCUGAGAAUAAAGAUGACCAACAAGAAGGAUUGACACCAUAUUUCCAAGAUGAUGAGCCUUCUAUUCCCCAACAAAUAAAUAUUGAUGACAUUGCUUAUGAACCUAUGCAAUAUUCUGAUGGGAGGUUUAUUGAAAUACAUGAAGAAGCUGAUGUUGGGGAGGGGAUUGGGGAAGAGGAUGAAGAAGGAGAAUGGGAAGAUUUUGAGACAUUAGAACAAGAAAACAUAGAAACAUAUGUUGAGGAGAAUGAUAGUGGUGAUGAGUAUGCAAUAAUAUUGAAACUAUUGAAACUUAUUGUUAUAAUUAUGGUUACUACUUCCUUGUCUUUACUUUUAUAAUUAUAUUAGUUGUAUUAUAUGUUAUUUAAUUUAAAAUUGUAUGCCGUUAAUAUUACUUUUAAGUUAAUAUUUGCUUAUUUAUACUUCUAUAAUUGUAUUAGUUGGAAUAAAAUUUAUACAUUUAU